AAAAGAGGAUGGUCUUUGGGAUUCUGGAAGGCUUAAACAAAAUUCCAACUUCCAGCAGCCGCGUGUCUCCCCGGAGUUGGGAUGGGAUACAACUGUGACUGUAUUUCGUUAGGAUAUGGAAAUAUGAUUGAAAUUUACACUGGACCAGAAUAUUUAUUUGAGUAAUUUUUAUGGGAAAUAAAUACGUUUCAACACAGUCUGUAACGUCGCUUUUCACAACAGCUCAACGAUUUGGACAAGAUACGAGAACAUGGAUUACAGUGUGAACUGGAGAGACGAACCCUAACGUUACUUGGAGGACUCGACUGCUGUCUAUUUGCUGGGAUCUAUAGCUUUCGAUGUGUGCACUAAAGGAUUGUCACCUCUUGUGUGAAGUGAAAUGAUGGCAUCACGUUGGAAAGGUCCAUGUGAUGAAGAGGAGAGACUGACCAGACCCUCUUUGUGCGAGAAUAACGUGCUGGAGUGGGGUGAGCGGGGUGAUUCCCCUGCAGGCCUGUUCAACCUGCAGGGAGAGGAGGAGCCCUUCUCAUGGCCGGGUCCCAAGACUAUCCAUCUGCGGCGCACCUCUCAGGGCUUCGGCUUCACCCUGCGCCACUUCAUUGUCUACCCACCAGAGUCUGCCGUGCACCCUUACCCCUUCCCGGAAGAGCAUGGCCGCAGAGGGAGACAACGGAACAGGCUGGAGCCAAUGGACACCAUCUUUGUGAAGCAAGUGAAUGAGGGUGGUCCCGCCCACGGAGCUGGACUCUGCACAGGAGACCGGAUAGUAAAGGUAAAUGGAGAAAGUAUCAUUGGGAAAACGUACUCUCAGGUCAUAGCCUUGAUCCAAAACAGUGAUGCCUCUCUUGAACUCUGUGUGAUGCCAAAAGAUGAAGACAUACUGCAGCUGCCUUUUUCACAGGAGCCCACUGAUCUGGCCUACUCCCAGGAUGCGUACCUCCGAGGCCACAGUGCCUACAGUGGAAUUGCCCGUCACAUCCCCGAACCGCCCCCCAUAUGUUACCCCAGAGUAGACUGUAAGCCCCCGGGGAUGGCCCAGGCUACAGAGACCCCCUCCCCGGUGGGGGUACAGGGAGCAUGCCGGGGGCCUGGGGGGGCACCACCACCCGACCUGGGGUACCGCAUAGAGAUCCCCGUGCCCCCGUCCCCUCCUCCUCCUGCACACCCGUACCCCAAAUCACAGACUGUGGCAUGCAUGCGCAACGACAGCGUGAGGACUGUGGUAGUUCCUCCAGAGCUGGGCCAUAUGGGCCGUAUGAGACCAGCUCACAGAGUAGAGUACGGCCUGGUAGGGCCCCCUGACCCUGACAUCAUCAGAGGGCGACCUGGGUCUGUGUCCCACUACCCCCUGCCACGGAAAACCGACAUCUACCCUUCUGGUGCGAGCCGCCUCAAUUACGGCACCCCACCACCCCACUACCCACCCAACUCUAACUCCCCCAACCCCGGCGCUCACCAAAAUAUUGACUGGCGGACGUACCAGACGUACAGGGAGUACAUCGACAACAAGGGUAUCCAUGCCUACGGCAGCCGGACCAUCCAGGAGAGACUAGAGAGCCUGCGAGCCGCCAGUCAGAACACCUUCAACUCCUCCCACUACAUCCCCCAGGGGGGCUGGGGGCCCGACCCCAAAGGCCUCCGACGCAGGAGCACUUCCCACGACCGCGCCUACCACGGACCCCCACCCGCCUUCCACCACAUGCCCCCUCGCAGCUCGUCCCAGGACCGUAUGAGUGUGGCGGAGCGGGGGGUCCACUCCAGGAACUGGCCCCCUCGUAGCGUGUCCCAGGAUGGGUUUACCCACAAGGUCCGGGCCCACUCCUCUGACUAUGACUAUGUGGACCCUUUGGAUCUGGGCCGGUCCAUGGUGGACAGACGGGGCUACGGUAGCAGGGCGGACCAGAGUACACGCCCCAGCAGGCAGAGCCUCUCCAAACAGGCUGUCCAUCAUCGACCCCCUGCAGGGUACGGUAGGGACAGUCUCCGGGGGGCACCAAUGUCUAACCCUGCCCUCUACACUAAAGGACCAGAGCAGCUCCAGCACCAGCCGCACAGUGCCCCUAACAUGCCCCAAGACAGACCCUAUCACCUGGGGAAGAAUAUCAGCUUGGAGCAAUCCCACACUGACCAAAGAGCUGGUGUGAACCAUGUGAGCCAGAGUAGGGGACGGGCAGAGACCAUGCAGCCGCCAGGGGAGGUGCCAAGGAGAGAGGUGGCAGCGGUGGUUGGGCAUAGGUCCUCUUCCCUCUCCGCUCCCCAUCAGAGACCGCAGAGGCCUGGGAUCCUCAAAACCUCUUACCAGCACCCUCGCCCAGAGCCCCAGGUGAACGGGCGUGGCGCCUUAGCCUCAGAGUCAGGUGUGGUGCUCAGGGAGAAGCCUCCUGGGUCGGGAAAGAAUCCCAGCCCCCUACGCCACCCUUCCUACAUCCUGGCGGUGAACGAGGAGGACUACUCGGAACCAGUGGCGGGUGCGGUGUGCUGGCUGCCCAACGAUGCGCGGCGGGAGAUGCACAUGCGGCGGCUGAGCGAGAAGCAGGAAAAGCACCAGACUUCCUGCUCCUCCAGCAACCUGGACGAAUCCCUCGACUCCAUCCCCUUCAUCGACGAGCUGGCUAGCCCUAGUGUUGACCAUGAGGCCACGUCCAUUCCUGCUUCCGCCCUGAUAUCUGCCGCUCCAGCCAUAACUACAGUCCCCCCUAGCCCAAGCUCCUCCCCGUGCCCUCUCAUGCGCCGACAGCUAUCACAUGACCAAGAGUCUCUCAGAAAUGCUAUUCUGGAGUCUGAUGCCGAGGCCAAACAAGAGAGGUCCAAAUCCUGCGACGAGGGCCUGGAUAACUACAGAGAGGAAGGCAGAGGCCGAUCAAACAGUAAACACAUGCCCAGUCUGAGAGGCCUGAGAAAGGCUCUGGAUGGAUACAAGUCAUCUGAUGACUCUGGGUCCAGAAGGGACUCCUCUUCAGAUAUAUUCAGUGACUCUUCUAAAGAAGGCUGGCUCAACUUCAGGCAGAUCAACACUGAGAAGAGCAAGCGUGGGGGUUUGAGGUCGUGGAAGCAGAUGUACGCCGUGCUGCGAGGCCACGGCCUCACGCUUUACAAGGACAAGAGGGACGGCGUCUCCCACGCCUCCUCCCAGUCCGACGAUGACCCACAGCCAAUCAGUAUCAAGGCCUGCCUGAUUGACAUAUCCUACAGCGACACGAAACGGAAGAACGUGCUGCGUCUGACCACGUCAGACUGCGAGUAUCUGUUCCAGGCUGAGGGCAGGGAUGACAUGCUGUCAUGGAUCAGAGUCAUCCAGGAGAAUAGUAAUCUGGAUGAUGAGAAUGCUGGUGUAACCAGCCAGGACCUGAUCAGCAGAAAAAUCAAAGAGUACAACACCAUGAUGAGUGCCCCCAGCAGCAAGACUGAGCCUUCCCCCAAAACCUCCCGGCAGUCCCUCAGUAUCAGACACACCCUCCUGGGGGGGAAGGGAGAGGGCAAGAGCCAGAGCCCCCACUCACCCAAAACAGGAGAGAGAGAUGAAUCCAGUCCUCCACGGGAUAAGGCUGCCUGGAGGAGGGGUAUCCCCGGCAUCAUGAGGAAACCCUUUGAGAAGAAGACCACUGCUGGGGUCACCUUUGGGGUGCGCCUCGAUGACUGCCCACCUGCACAAACCAACAGGUUUGUUCCCCUCAUUGUGGAUGUGUGCUGUAAGCUGGUAGAGGAAAGAGGGCUGGAGUACACUGGGAUCUACAGAGUACCAGGAAACAAUGCUGCCAUCUCCAGCAUGCAGGAGGAGCUGGACAAUAAAGGACUGAUGAGUGACAUCGACAUCCAAGAAGAAAAAUGGAGGGACCUCAACGUGAUCAGUAGUUUACUGAAAUCCUUCUUCCGUAAACUUCCCGAGCCCCUUUUCACAAAUGAAAAAUAUGCAGAUUUUAUUGAAGCCAAUCGAACUGAAGACUCAGUGGAGAGGUUAAAAGAACUGAAGAGGCUGAUUCUUGAAUUGCCUGAUCAUCACUAUGAAACCCUCAAAUUUCUCUCUGGACACCUCAAGUUGGUCUCCGAAAACUGUGAGAAAAAUAAGAUGGAGCCUCGUAACCUGGCCAUCGUGUUUGGUCCAACCCUGGUCAGAACCUCGGAGGACAACAUGACCAACAUGGUCAACCACAUGCCAGACCAGUGCAAGAUAGUGGAGAACCUCAUUCAGCAGUACGACUGGUUCUUCACUGAGGAGGGGGAUGAUGACCCUGUUACCUCAGUGGAACAGGAGAGUACAGUGCAGUCUCAGCCUGUGCCCAACAUCGACCACCUGCUGUCCAACAUCGGCCGUACCACAACCACCACCUCGCCUGGGGAAGUCUCAGAUUCAACAUGUAGUGACUCCUCCAAAUCAAAGCAGGGCUUGUGGGGGUCUGGGAAGGACCAGUGUAGCAGGGAGAUGCUGCUCUCCUCCUUCUUUGUCAGUCGCAAACGUAAGAAGCCCAAGGACAAGGUUCAGCCCAGCAGCUCUGACGACGACCUGGACGCCGUGUUGGCUAAGAAAGAGGAGCCAGAACAGAGCCACCGGGACCUCCACCCCGCCUGGUCCCCAGAGAGCCAGACAGAGGAGGAGGAGAGGGAGGCCAGCGAGAGAGGGGAACAGCCAGGGGACAGGUUCCAAACCAACGGGAAAGAGUCUCGUUCAGACAGCCUUAUGUCUCAGCCCUCUCCCAAACACACCCCCAGCCUCCAUACCUCCUCUACCCGCUCCCCCUAUGCCUCACCCUCCCCCUCCCAGUCCCCCAGCCUUGGCUAUCGCAGCCAGGUGACCCACCAGUUGUCCCUGUCGGACCCCCCCUCCAACUACGAUGAGGUCUCAGACCUGGGCACCAUGAACAGCACCAGCUCCCAGGCGUCUGUCACAGGUCCCAGGGUGCGGCAUGGCAGGACAGGGGGCCUGGGGCCAGAGACGGUGGCCAGCGGCCUGGGGGCAGAGGUCAGCUCCAUCACCUCAGACUACUCCACCACCUCCUCUAUGACCUUCCUGACAGGGGCCGAGCUGAGCACGCUCAGUCCAGAGGUACGCUCGGUGGCUGAGAGCAGGGGAGGAGACGACGCUGAUGAUGAGCGUAGUGAGCUGAUUAGUGAGGGCCGGCCCAUGGAGACGGACAGCGAAAGCGACCUAUCAGUGUUUGUUGGGGGCGGGAAGGAGGCAGGGCCGGUGGAGGAGAUCUGCCAAUCAGACGUGCCGGACGCACCCAGGCCCCUCCCCUCCUACAGACUCAUUGAAUGUGACUCUCUCUCUAGAAAGAAGUCAGCAGCACGGCAGAAGAUUGACAGCGAGUCCUCAUUGGAUGGAGGGCGGAGCGACAAGGACUCCAAUAGGCUGUCUUGCGUUCUGGGGGCAGUUAAGGAGCGUUCCACUGGCAGCCUUAGCUCCUCCUCCCGCAGCGAGUCAGAGAUGGGGACUGAGCCUGCAUGGCGUCUCAAGAUCACAGACCGUCUUAAGUUCCGAAUGCGGACGUCUGCGGACGACAUGUUCGGGGUGGGCACCCAGCGGAGCCGCUCUCCAGAGGGACGCAGGGACAAGAAGAAGAACAUCAGACGCAGACACACCAUGGGAGGCCAGAGGGACUUUGCUGAGCUGUCUGUGAUGGGGGACUGGCAGGAGGGCAUGGGGAUGGGCGGGGGCUCGCGGGCGGAGCUGUCGGCCGUGGACCGGCUGAAGCCCAAGUGUUCUUCCCAGGACUUCUCCAUCCGGGAGUGGAUUGCCCGCGAGCGCCACCGCACCUCCAACCCAGAGGUCAGCCUGGACUUAACUGAACACCAGGGGGCGCUACUCCACCUCCGCAGCCCCGACCCCCAGGACCCCAACCACCCCCAGGCCCAGGAGGCCCCGUCGUCUUCCCUCUCAGACCCCCUCUCACCACACCAAGCUCCAGCUGAGCUGCUGAAUGGAGACACAGGCCCCCAGAAUAAAAGCCUGAGCCUGUCAGCCACCGCACACCCACACAAACUCUCUGGCGCCCAGGUGGUCCACUCUCGCUUCUACCAGUACCUGUGAGAGGGGGUGUCUGGGUGGGAGUGUGUGUGUGUCUACUGUCUGUAUGUCUGUGAGAUGUGUAUGUGUUUGAUCGUCUGUGUCUAUGAGACCCAUGGAUGUGGGUGAUGUUAUGUAAAUGACCAGUGAGCAUGUUCAGGUACUGUGAAGUGACGUCUGAGUGUGUGUACGCAGAGUCUGUUAGUUGGUGUGUGUUUGUUUGUACGCUUAAAAUAAUGUUUACUGCACAGGGGUGGUUUGUCUUACUCAAACACAAGGCAUGGAACAAAACAUUAAAUUGAUGUUGAUACAUUUUCUCCUUUUUCAUGACAAAUGAAAGAGUUUGGGAUGGGCGUUGGGGUAGAGAAAUCAUCACUCCUAACAGAAAUUCCUGUUUUGCUGAAGGUAGUGACUCAAGGGCCUCUUGCUCAUGGAUGAACUGAUGAGUCUGUGAAGGUUGAUUGGUGUAAGGAAGUUUUAAACAUGGCUGGCGUUAAAGAUUGUGAAAAGGUUAGCUAAGUGGCUUUAAGAUACAGUAACUGACUAGUAGGAUGAUUAGGAGGUACAAGGAACGAUUUUAAAAGUAUUGCAGGGGAACUGUAUUUGUUGUAAGAGGGUCUGUUGGUUAAAAGUGAGUCCUUCAGUAACCAAAUGAAGAAUGUACAACGUGCUUGCUGUAAUUCUGACUAAAGCUUUAGUUGCUUGUGUUCUCAUUUGAAAUUGUAGAUCUCCCCCUUCCUCUCUCUCUUUCUCUACUUGUGAGCUUUUAUUUUUUUCGGGAUAGCCUGUGUUUUGGACUGCCAUAUGUGUUCUGUUGCCGCCGUCAAGUGGCCUCAAGGUGCAUUGUGACAAGACACAGGACUAACGACGUCAUGAAAAUACAAAAAUAACUUUUUAUUCCACCCUUCUUUUAAGUGAUAGAAAAGGAGCAGUAAACAAAUACUUCCCUCUAUUGCAAUAUGUUGUGUAUUUGUUGAUGUGCUUGUGGUUUCAUGCUUCAGUCAGUUACUGGCAUCGGACUGCCAAAAAAAAUUUGAGAGGGAGAAGAAUGUGAAUAAUCAAAUCUGAAAUCAUGUUUCUUCGCAAUAGAAAGUGCCUCAAUGAACUGUAAAGGGUGCCAUAUCGUCUUUGUUGAGAUGCAUAAAGAUGUUACUAUGAAAUACAUUUAUAUCGUCGACUAACACUGUCAUUCUACAGGUUCUAUCUUAAAUGGAGAAGAACGCCGGGCUUCCAUUCCUUAGGCAUUCCACUCUGGUCUUAACAUGUUUUAUACUUUUCUUUUUUCUUUUCUUUUUUGCAUUUUGGAUUCUAACAGAACUUGAAUUUUUAAAUAUUUCUGUAAAAAAAAAAAAGUAACUUAAAUGUGUAUAUAAAUGCCAUGUUUUAGCUGC
Molecule: messenger RNA, 7392 nt
Organism: Coregonus clupeaformis (lake whitefish)
Lineage: Eukaryota; Metazoa; Chordata; Actinopteri; Salmoniformes; Salmonidae
Product: rho GTPase-activating protein 21
Biological process (GO): signal transduction
Molecular function (GO): phospholipid binding; protein binding
Source: RefSeq, a predicted model, not a curated record